This is a messenger RNA of Gloeophyllum trabeum ATCC 11539, 1155 nucleotides long. Its product is annotated as acid protease. Bases 1 to 1155 code for a protein of 384 amino acids. Gene Ontology annotation, molecular function: aspartic-type endopeptidase activity. The record is from RefSeq and is a predicted model, not a curated record. Gene Ontology annotation, biological process: proteolysis. NCBI's taxonomy places the organism in Eukaryota, Fungi, Basidiomycota, Agaricomycetes, Gloeophyllales, Gloeophyllaceae. The transcript has 5 exons.
AUGGUCUUUCUCGCUGCCGCUGUCGCCUUCUGCGGCGGCCUCGCUGUCGCAUAUGGCAUGAACACCAGAGAAGCGGAAGGCAUAACUCCGGGAAGAUUUAGCCUCCCUCUCGAGAGGACCUCAGUGUUCUCCAGUGGCGUCCUGUCGUCCCGUGCGACGACUGGGAGCGCUCCUAUGACGUUCUACAAGAGUUUCGGAGAGUGGACGUGCAAUGGGACGUUCGGAGGCUCGCAGACCCUGCAGCUCGAGAUCGAUACCGGCUCCGCAGACUUGUGGGUGAUGAGCACUCUGCAGAGCUCUAUACAGCUCUCCGGACAUGCUUACUAUGACUCGUCGAAGUCUAGCACUUUCGAAGCAAUGCGCGGAUAUACCUGGAAGGUUGGCCAUAGCGGUGGUGCCUCAGGCAGCGUCAUCGGGACCGAAACCGUCAACAUAGGCGGCGCCUCUGUUUCCACAGUGAUAGAACUCGCGAAUAAUGUCUCUACCUCCUUGGCGAAUGACAUAGGACAAGAUGGUUUCGUAGGCCUCGGGAGGAAGUCCAACGGGUUAAACACCGUACACACCAGUGGUGGGACCUACUCACCCCAGAAGACCUUCUUCGAGAAUAUCCAGGGAUCACUCGAAAAUCCUAUCUUUGCGUUGUAUCUGAAUCAUGGAGCCAGCUCCGGAAGUAUAGAUUUUGGCUAUAUAGAUGACACCAAAUACAGUGGCAGUCUUGUCGAUGCGACGUUGGUCGACUCGGUGUACUGGGAAGUCAACUCCACGCACUCGAAGGUCGGCAGCACCGUCUAUGCCAACACAAUCGGAACAACAGCAAUCAUAGAUAGCGGCACCACGCUCAUAAAGGUCUUCAACGACACGGCCGCGCACCUAUAUGGUGCCAUCGACGGAGCACAAUACACAUCUAACUAUGGGUGGAUAUUCCCUUGCACCAGCUCCAUCCCGAGCUUUCAGAUGCUUGUGGGAGACUACUACGCAAUUGUCGGUGCGGGCCAGAUCAAGUGGCGGACUGUAGGGAACGGAAACUGUCGAGGAGGCGUCCAGCUUCAAUCCUUGAGCGAAGAUUACAUGAUAUUCGGUUCCAUGAUCCUCGCCACGCAGUACAUGGUCUUCGACCCGACGAACACCCGUGUUCAAUUCGGAUUGUUGAAGUGA